AUGGCGGCGCCGCGGCCCUGCGCGGAUGGGCCCUGCUGCUCCCACCCCAGCGCCGCGCCCGGCGUGCAGCAGACGCUAGACGAGAUGGACUUCGAGAGGGGAAUCUGGUCGGCAGCCCUGAACGGAGACCUGGGCCGAGUUAAGUAUUUAAUCCAAAAGGCAGCGGACCCCAGCCAGCCUGACUCCGCAGGCUACACGGCUCUACACUAUGCCAGCCGCAAUGGGCACUACGCCGUGUGCCAGUUCCUACUGGAGAGUGGGGCCAAGUGUGAUGCCCAGACCCACGGGGGAGCCACCGCCCUGCAUCGCGCCAGCUACUGCGGGCACACGGACAUUGCCCGGCUCCUGCUCUCGCACGGCUCCAACCCCAGGCUGGUGGACGCCGACGGCAUGACCAGUCUGCACAAGGCCGCCGAGAAGGGUCACGUGGACAUCUGCUCCCUCCUGCUGCAGCACAGCCCAGCCCUGAAGGCUGUUCGGGACCGGAAGGCCCGGCUCGCCUGCGACCUGCUGCCUGGCAACAGCGACCUGCGGGACCUGCUGGCCAGCUGA
This is a messenger RNA of Rangifer tarandus platyrhynchus (Svalbard reindeer), 552 nucleotides long. The record is from the annotation of a GenBank genome assembly. NCBI's taxonomy places the organism in Eukaryota, Metazoa, Chordata, Mammalia, Artiodactyla, Cervidae.